AUGACACUCUCAGCUUCAAAAACUGUCACGCGCUCGGGAAAAUGUCGAAUAUGUAUAAUGAUACACAAUGCAACACAUUUCUGGGACAACAAAGGGCCAGUUGACUGGCAAUUUUCAGAAGCCACAUCGAUGAUGAACACCAGUUUGCCGCAGUCCUUGCGUACAUGGAGAGAAAUGAGCGUUGUGAAUGGUCUGCACUGGUCAGAAACUUGGGAGUCUCUCCGUCCAUACUUCAAGGAAAAAGGCUACGAUCUUUAUCAAAUCAGGAACCCUUCCGCUUCCUGCAUUCCUAACGGAACACCGCCACCACCCAACAGCGAUUCUUUUGGGUUGUAUGGGGAUCGAGGUAACGACUUCAACGUGCAAUUUGAACGCUACGCACAAGCAUUUGCCGCUCGAGAUGCCCAAAAUCGUAACGUAGUUAUCAAAGUCGUCGCAAAAGAAAACGAAGAAUGCCGCGAACUAGAGAUCUUGAAAAUGCUAAACUCAGAACCUUUGAAGUCUGACCCGUGUAACGCGACGGUGCCCGUUCUCGAGUUUCUUCAGUGCGAGGACUACCAUUUUGCCGUGAUGCCGUUCUGCGACCGAUGCGAGGAGCCUCCUUUUCGAAACAUCCACGAGUGUCUCGACUUCGCCGAGCAAGUUUUGAGAACUCUAGCAUUUCUUCAUCGAAACCGUAUAGCACAUUUGGAUGUUGCUUUCGAAAAUAUUGUGAUCAAUCAUCACGGGAAAAUACCAUACUUUGACUUAAACUCUCGUGCCUGUGGGGCUCCUGAGCCAGUGUUCCGAUCUAAAUUUCCUGUAAAAUACUAUUUCCUGGAUUUCGGGUGCUCUGCUACAUUCUCUCCAUCCUCACCACUGAAGUCAUGCCUCGUGGCGCCAUUCAAUUCGAUCCUUGAGCAACGGCCACAAGAAGCACAAAAAUCGAAACACUUCAACCCCUUUGCGGCGGAUGUUUACCAGACGGCAAGGCUUUUUUACACAUGGUUUAUUAAUAUUUUGCCCGAUGUACCUGGAUUCCUAGAACUGCUACAGGACAUGUCGUCCUAUAAUCCAUCUAACCGCAUCUCAAUAGACGAAGCUUUAAAGCGAUUUUCUGCGUUGCGAUCCAAUCUCCCAUCUUCCGCAGACGAUUAUGAGGAUUCGAAUUUAUCCAAGCCACAAUCUAUCAAUCUUCUCGACUACUAUCCCCUCGUUCCGAUGGGGUUCUGGCGCAUGCUACGCGACAUUCUGCAAACAGGCGACAUGUGGCUAGCUUGCCAGUUCGCAUGGUAUAUAGUGAAGAUAUGGUUUCAGGAACAUUUGAAUAGCAGAGAGAUCCAUGACAAGCACGCUUAAAUGAUCAGUCUGUCACAGCGUUUGUGCGUUUGCGUAGUUAUUCACUGUGCAGCACUUGUGUGGUGUUGUAUGCGUGAAAU
Molecule: messenger RNA, 1418 nt
Organism: Serpula lacrymans var. lacrymans S7.9
Lineage: Eukaryota; Fungi; Basidiomycota; Agaricomycetes; Boletales; Serpulaceae
Exons: 9
Coding region: 1-1338 (445 amino acids)
Biological process (GO): mitotic DNA damage checkpoint signaling; protein phosphorylation
Cellular component (GO): cytoplasm; nucleus
Molecular function (GO): ATP binding; protein serine/threonine kinase activity
Source: RefSeq, a predicted model, not a curated record